UGCCCUCCAGACUCUUCCUCUACAACCAUGCCUAUCAAACCCAACAUGUCUCAGAUUGAGAAAUUUGAUAGGCUGAAAUUGAAGACAGAAACACAAGAGAAAAAUCCACUGCCUUCAAAUGAAACCAUUCGACAGCGGAAGCCAGCAGGCAAAUCAUAAUGAGACACAAACUGCCAAUACUAUGCACAAACCACCAAUAUGCACUGUAUAUUCCACAAGCACUGCCUUCUGAUUUUUCUUAUUUUAGCUGUUUAAGUUUGUAAGAUGCAAAGAGCUUGGAUCAGUUUAAAUGACUCC
Myotis myotis is the source of this 297-nucleotide messenger RNA. RefSeq names its product thymosin beta-4-like. Lineage: Eukaryota; Metazoa; Chordata; Mammalia; Chiroptera; Vespertilionidae. Bases 28 to 159 code for a protein of 43 amino acids. Gene Ontology annotation, cellular component: cytoplasm. The record is from RefSeq and is a predicted model, not a curated record. The transcript has a single exon. Gene Ontology annotation, molecular function: actin monomer binding. Gene Ontology annotation, biological process: actin filament organization; regulation of cell migration.